AUGGAAUUUCUAUCCCACGUAAAUGCCAAUGUCUCCGAUGAUCCACAAUAUAAACGGUCUGUGGAACCACCAUUUCCGGAAACUUUCGAUAAAGAUGAUGUAUAUAAAUUGAAUGCAUCCAAUAGAACAUAUGAACGUCAAUUCUAUUCAAUGUAUCAAUAUAGAUUAAAUACACUCAAGAAUAGAGUUGAUACAAAUGCAAUGAAGAAAUGGGGGGAUGGUACCAAAAAACUGGCCCAAGGGGCCCUGUAUAUUACCAGAAAGGAUAAGAUAUUGGAUAUCAAGAGUGGAGAAACUUGUUGGGUAAGUGGUACAGUAUUUUGUGAUUUAAGUAAGAAAUUAAACAUUCUUCAAGAUGUUGAAAAGGGGAAAGAUGAUACUUUACCAGGGGUACCCAAAUCUUACAGUGAUGAUAAGGAGGAAGCUGUGGUUAUGCUUGAAGAUGAAUCAGGAAGAGCAAUCUUACGUAGUCAUAGUAAUGAUCUUUUAGAUUUAAAUUUAUUAGUAACGGGGUGUAUAGUGGCAGUUUUAGGUGAAGAAGUUCAAGCCGGUAUAUUUGAUAUCAUUGAUAUUGUAUAUCCCACCACAAGUCCACAAAGACCAUUAUUACCAAUAUCAUCAUCAUCAUCAGGCACAGCUAGUAAGAAAAUAGCCAUUGUAUCAGGUUUAAAUAUGGGUAAUGAAGAAGAUAUCAAGGUUGAACUUUUACUGCAAUUUCUUGGAGGAGAAUUAGGAGGAGAUAAAGAGAUUGAAUUGAGUUCAAGAAUUAAUCAUUUAAUUAUUGCAGGUGAUUCAAUAUUACCAUUAGAAACAAUUAAUGAUGAAGAUUAUAGUGCAGGGCUUAAUAAUAAUUAUGGAUCUAAAAAUGUUUCAAAAGUUAACAUUGAAACAGUGGGGAAAUUUGAUAAUUUCAUAAGGGGAAUCUUGCCAAGUAUUCCAAUUACAAUCAUGUCUGGAGAAAAGGACCCAGUAGAGUGUUGUCUCCCACAACAACCAAUCCACAAGUCUUUCUUGGCCAAUUGUAAACCGUACGUUGGCAGUGAAAGCUUGACUUUGACUACAAAUCCAACUUGGAUUGAAGAACCUACAAGAUCAAUUAGAUUACUUGGAACUUCAGGACAAAAUAUUUCUGAUAUUCUUAAAUAUCUCACAUCAACUCAAUUGCAAGCAAAGGGUGAUGACGUGAGCUUGCAGGUGUUGGAGUCCUGCAUCCAUUGGCAGAACAUUGCACCCACAGCACCUGAUACAUUGUAUUGUUACCCAUUUGAUAAUUCAGAUCCAUUUACUCUUUCAAAUGAGACUCCACAUGUUUUGUUUGCUGGUAAUCAAGAUAACUACGCUACAACCACCAAGAAUUGGAAACUAGAUGCUGAUGGAGAUGAAAUUUCAGUUCGUUUGAUUUCGGUGCCGCGGUUUGCCCAGUCGGGACAGUUGGUGUUGCUUGAUGUUGACACUUUGGAGUGCGAGGUUAUCACCAUCUAUAAAUAG
Messenger RNA from [Candida] anglica, 1488 nucleotides. NCBI's taxonomy places the organism in Eukaryota, Fungi, Ascomycota, Pichiomycetes, Serinales, Debaryomycetaceae. The record is from the annotation of a GenBank genome assembly.